ACUGGAGUCAGUUGGCUGCUGUGAGGAUGACUUAGUGCCUGGAGGAGCUGCCUACAAUAAACAUCAGGGAGAAAGCGAACAGAUCUUCCAAGGAACUUUGUGAACGUGGUGCACAUCUAAAUAGGAAUGGCGAUUCUGUCCGCAGGGCAUGAAUAUAGACUUGUUCUGUCAGCCCCAGGGAUGCUCUGAACAACUGCUGCAGUCUGAAGCCUUUGGAAGAUAAUAGUAAUGCCCUUCAUUUACCCUUAGUGGUAUCUCAUCCAAUGUACAGUGUCAGCACCAGCUCCUAGCAAAGCAGCACAAGAGAGCUUUCUGUGGUUUUGCUGCAGACCAGAAUACACUGAAAGGGGAAGUGCACUACAACAAUGACCCAAGAACAGGAGAUUUCUAGAAUCACAGAAUAUUCUGAGUUGGAAGGGACCCACAAGGAUUAUCAAGUCCAACCCUUAAGUGAAUGGCCCACACAGGCCUCGCCGUGUGACGGGGGCAGCAGCGCUGUGUGCCCACAGAGGGGGCUGAGCCCCGGCCCUGCCCAGCCAUGCCAGCCCCUGCCUGCUGAUUCUGCACCUGCCCCUCGCCCUGCGGCGCGUGGGAGACACGGCAGGGCCACACACGUUAAAACCCACAAAGUCUCGCUGCAGCUGCAGGAGGUAAAUUGAGGCUACAUUCACCACUGCUGUAUCUUCCUGCUUGAUUUUAUGCAUAGAACUGCAGCUGAGAUCUGACUGCACACCAGCCUUGCUACAGCUCUCACAAACAGCAAACGGGUUGGGUGUUCCCACUGCCCCCUUUUGAAUUGCAUCAAUUCAGAUUAUGAGCCAGAAAGAAGAAGAAAUGGAGGACAGCUCCCUGCCACUCUGUGUCACCUGCGGCCAAGCGCAUUUACCGGAAGAAAACCACUUGUACAGCUACACCGAAGAAGUGGAUGAUGAUCUGAUAUGCCACAUUUGCCUGCAACCUUUGCUUCAGCCAUUAGACACGCUCUGUGGUCACACCUUCUGCACAGCCUGCCUUACAAACUUCCUUGUGGAAAAAGACUUCUGUCCCAUGGACCGCAAGCUUGUGAUUCUCCAGACGUGCAGGAAGUCCAGCAUACUAGUGAAUAACCUCCUGGACAAGCUAAUGGUUAGCUGCCCUUUCACAGAACACUGCUCAGAGGUUGUGCAACGUGGUCACCUUGAACAGCAUUUCCAAACCCAAUGUAAAGGAGCAUCCCACUAUGGCCUUACCAAGGAACGGAAGAGGCGUUCCCAGGACUGCUCUCCAGACCGUGGCUCCAGCUUGGCAGUGGCUGCCCUGGGCCCUGAGCUCUCAGCAGCUGCGGCCAUCGCCUUAAUGACAGACGAGCCGGGGCUGGUGAACCCGGCCUUCAGCCCCACCUCGGAGGAGAGCCAGCUGGGCAGCAGCCCCGGGGACCUGCACCGCAGCAACCGCAACCGGACUCGACACUUUGAACGUUCCACUAUAAGAAGCAGAUCUUUUAAAAAAAUAAACAAAGCGUUCAGCGUUCUUCGAAGGACAAAAAGUGGAAGUGCUGUUUCCAACCAGACUGACAGGGAAAGGGAGACUGCUGGAAACUCUGCUGCUGGAGAGGAAGGUUUUCCCAGGCUGUACCACCUGAUUCCAGAUGGGGAGAUUACCUGCAUUAAGAUCAGCCGCAGCGAUCCCCAUGAAAGUCUGGCCAUCAGGAUCGUGGGGGGCAGUGAGACCCCUUUGGUUCACAUUAUUAUACAGCACAUUUAUCGAGAUGGGGUGAUUGCCAGAGAUGGAAGAUUGCUGCCUGGGGACAUGAUACUAAAGGUAAACGGCAUGGACAUCAAGAAUGUGCCUCACAACUACGCGCUGUCAAUCCUGAAGCAGCCGUGCCACGUGCUGCGCCUGACGGUGCUGCGAGAGCAGAGGUACCGGUGCCGCAACAGCGGCCUUUCCCUCGAUGCUCACUGCAACAGGGACGACAGCUUCCACGUCGUGCUGAACAAGAGCAGUCCGGAUGAGCAGCUGGGCAUAAAGCUGGUCCGCAAGGCCGACGAGCCGGGCGUGUUCAUCUUCAACCUGCUGGAGGGCGGCAUGGCGGCGCGGGACGGGCAGCUGCAGGAGAACGACCGCGUGCUGGCCAUCAACGGGCACGACCACCGCUACGGCAGCCCCGAGAGCGCCGCGCAGCUCAUACAGGCCAGCGAGAAGCAGGUUCACCUGGUGGUGUCGCGGCAGAGCCGGCAGCAGCCCCCGGACCUGCUGCAGGAGACGGGCUGGGCUGCCAGCGCCGGGGGCGCCCAGCCCUGCCCCGCCGAGAGGAGCGGCCCCGGCAAGAGCACCCUUCACACUGUCACCUGUCAUGAGAAGGUGGUGGCUGUCCGGAAAGAUCACACGGAAUCGCUGGGAAUGACUGUGGCAGGUGGAGCAUCGAACCGGGAAUGGGAUCUGCCUAUCUAUGUGAUAAGUGUGGAACCUGGAGGAGUGAUCAGCAGAGACAGCAGGAUAAAAACAGGUGACAUCCUCCUGAACGUGAAUGGCAUUGAUCUGACGGGAGUCAGCCGGGGCGAGGCCGUCGCCCUGCUGAAGAACACCAACUCCUCAGUGGUGCUCAAAGCCCUGGAGAUGAGAGCAUGUGAAGCCCAGGAGGAGCAGGGUCACCUCCCACCCCCUGAGGACACACAAGUGACUGCUGAGAGCAGUGAGUGGUCGCCGUCCUGGGUUAUGUGGCUGGGGCUGCCACGAUAUUUGUACAGCUGCAAAGAAAUUGUACUACGAAGAAAUACAUCUGGAAGUCUUGGCUUCAGCAUCGUAGGAGGUUAUGAAGAACAUACUGGGAACAAACCAUUCUUUAUCAAAUCCAUUGUUGGGGGAACACCAGCAUAUAACGAUGGCAGAAUUAGAUGCGGUGACAUCCUCCUUGCUGUCAAUGGCAGGAACACAUCAGGAAUGAUGCAUGCCUGCUUGGCAAGGAUGCUCAAAGAACUAAAAGGAAAAAUUACUCUCACAAUUGUGUCCUGGCCUGGCACAUUUUUAUAAAACAAGUCUUCAUGGAGAGUGUGACAAGUAUCUUAACAUGGGGAAAACGUUUUAAAAAAAAGGAACACCAGUCUUUGCUUUUUUGGGGAGUAAAGUAUGUAUUUAUAAAGAAAAGGUUUGUGAAAUUUCAACCUGCAUGUCAAGAAAAGUCAAGUUUAGGCAAAGCAGUGACACCUGUCAGAAAAUCACUUCAGAGUGAUCCAAGCUACAGACUUAAGUCCUUCCUUCCCUGUGUUCUUAAGGGUUUUUUGUUGUUUUUUUAUACAUACCUAUAUAUCUAUUUAAUGCAUUAUAAUAAUAAUAAUGGAAUUUAAGGAGCAGCAGCUUCUGCUCACCCACUAUAUUUUGAUUUACAAAAAGAAAACCUUGAAUAACUAAUGGAAAUAUUUCUUGCAAUUUUUCUAGUUGCAAUAAUCAGGUGAAGGUUUUUAUCCAACACAUUAAUAGCACUUUGAUUAUGUGUACCUUUUCAUGGUAAGCAUGAAGCUGGUAUUUUCAAGACUUUCAAGUACUGUUUGUUAGUCUGUAAAACUGUGAAUGAAAUUUCUAAAAUAAUUAAAAAUAAUUGUAACUGUGUACUUGUACAGACAUUAUUUUCAUCCAAAACCAAAUUACCUCGUUUCCCUGGUUUGUUCUGAUUAAUUCUAUUAAAUCUGGGAUUUUUAUAUAGACUAUUACUUUUAAGGAAAUACACUGCACCCUGCUAAUGCCAUCAAGUAAGUCUUUUGAAUAGCAGUAAAAUUUUUGUGGGACUGCCUUAUCAAUCAUACUUGAUACUGUUCUGCAUGAAGUAAAUCUGAAAGUGAUGAUGGUCCUAUAUGUCUUUUAAAAUAGUCCUUUGUCUUUCUCUGCAAAUUACUCAUGUUCCACAGCCUUGUUUUUAUCUCACAAGCCUACACUGGGAAGAGGAUAUGUUUGUUAAUCUUUAUCAUGUUAAGGGCAGCUGUUCCCCUAGAACAAAGACUAAAAUGAACUCUCUCUUAAGCCACUGAAAGGCAGCAGGGACGAUUAUCCAGCUUAAUUCAUCCUUAUGCACCCACACAAACCAGACAUAAUUACCACGUGUAUCAUCACCAUGCUCAGUGUUCCAUUCAACUAAGAACAAUCGGCACCUUUCCCACUUUCCCUGGUUUUUUUUUUUUUGCUUCACAUUAUUACAAGGCUUUUGAAGAGCCUGCAGUUCUUGUGUGUCCCUGUAGUAAGGGAUGACCUUUCAAAAUAAGUCUCCAAAAGCUAUGCUAAACCCACACUGUUCCAGAUGUUGGGUAUAUAAUAAAAUGAAUGCACACUGUUUAUAAAGUCAGUAAAAGAAUGACCUUCCCAUUGGCUUAUGAAAAAAGGAGACAAUUUAAUACAAAGAAUUUAAGCCCUACUUAUAUUGUAAGAGCAUAAGCCUCUAGAUGUAAGAUGUUUUCUCACUGUUUUACUGUUUCUUAAAAGACAAAGUCAGUCCAAGAAUCUUAACAUGAAAAAUUCGUUCUUUUAUUUUCAAAAAAAAAACCAAAGUAACCUUUGAUUUCAAACUAACAGAACAAGAUUAAGAGCAAAUUAUUAUAAUUCCCAGAAAAAUAACAAGAUUUAUAGUAAUCUAUUUCUGGCACUAAUAUAUAUGCAAGUAGGCAAAAAAAAUCACACAAGCCUAUUCCACAGGGGCAGCUUCAGUGUUUUCCUGUUCAGGAGCAGGUUCACCACUGGCUUCUUUUCCUUCUUUGCUUCUUUUGGACUUCUUGUGUUUGUGCCUUCUGUGGCUAUCCCCUUCUUCACUGUCGUGACGACGUCGGCUGUUACUAAAUAGAGAGAAAACAUGCCUCAAGCACUUGACACUUCAGGCCCUAUUUCAUUAUAAAGUACCACAAAAACAGCUUCUGCAUCUGAUCCCAACUCAGAGUUUUUGGAUGUCAGUGCAGAACUGAAUUUUUCCUGGAAUGGAACAUACAUCUAUCCAUCCUGUAAUUUUUGGGGGAAAAAUAGAAUGAUUUUUCCCAUUUGUAACCCAUAUUCUAAUAGCAAGACUUUUAACAACAUCAUGCACCUAUUGGCAUUCCUUAAAAAUUUGACAUUCUUGUUGACCCCAUUUUCUGGACUUAACUUUUAUUUUUAACUUAAAAUGGGUCAGGUAGAACAAUUUCUCUCAAGUGACUGCGAGGAUUAAUUUACUUACUGAGAAUGACUAUUGAGUUGUUCUGUUCAUGCUGCUGAAUGUCAGCUUCAUUCCACCCCUUUCUGACUCACCAUUUUUACCCUUCUUUCCCCAGUGUCCUACUUUCUGUUCACUACUUUCUGUCACUCAAUACGAGGUUACCCAGGGUCAGUAUUGCUUCUUGUCUGUCCAUGUUUCACACGGCAGACUUGUUCCAAGUAGCACAUUCAAGUGUUUACAGUCUUUCCACAAAACUCCUGUUUGUUUGGGGUUAUUUUAGAAGUUUACUUCUUUUUUUUUUCUUUUUUUUUUUUAACUGGACAAGUCUUUCAUAUCCUAUUAAAAAAAGAGAAAUCAAACCUUCGAGAUGACUUGUGUCGAGUCUCUUCUUUCUCUCUGUGCCUCCUGUCUCUGUGUCUGUCUUCUUUCUCUCUGCUUGUCCUAUGGCGGUCGUAGCCCCUCUCUGCAUAGUCUCUGUAUCUGUAGCGUUCUUCAUCACUGAUUCAGAAAGAAGAGAUUUUCAGGACAGUAAGACCAAGGAGUAUAACAAUAACAAGCUAAAUCAGGAAAAAAUCUUAAUAUUGGAAAAUCUUAAUAUUGCUUCUGGGUGUCUACAUGAGUUCCAGUGCUUAAAGGACAAUAAAGUUCUUAAUGUUA
Zonotrichia leucophrys gambelii is the source of this 5809-nucleotide messenger RNA. RefSeq names its product ligand of numb-protein X 1 (gene LNX1). The coding region runs from base 814 to 3012 and encodes 732 amino acids. Gene Ontology annotation, biological process: ubiquitin-dependent protein catabolic process. NCBI's taxonomy places the organism in Eukaryota, Metazoa, Chordata, Aves, Passeriformes, Passerellidae. Gene Ontology annotation, cellular component: cytoplasm. Gene Ontology annotation, molecular function: ubiquitin-protein transferase activity; metal ion binding; protein binding. The transcript has 15 exons. The record is from RefSeq and is a predicted model, not a curated record.